GACCGUAGUGAAACCGGAGGAAUCCGUCUUCUCGGGCCAGUUCUUCGAGAACGUCCUGGUGGUGCGGUCAACGCGAACAGCCGUGCUCUGUGUGAUAGUACUUGGUGUGUUUUUACUUGGAUAUGACAUCUGUCGCAAGCUGGUGACAUAUGCGGUAAGGAAAACUAAGCAACACCGGACAUCAUGUACAAAUAUUUAGGAUUGUGUCUAGUCUUGACGUCGAUGGCGGGCGGCCAUGAACCUGACGGUUGGCACCCGUUCCAACAGAGCGACCUCUUCCCAGGGCCGAAGCCUUCCUUCCACGCCAAGCCGUCUAGCUUUGGCGGUGGAGAUACAGGAUAUCACCAAGGUAGUGGCGACCAGUGUGAAGUUUACAAAGUUGGUUUCACCCAAGACUUGUAUUUCCAAUAUAUCCAAUACAAAACUAAUAUUCCAGACACAAAGCAGUUCACAUUAUGCUUCUGGAGUAAAUUCUUCAAUCAUUCCAAUGACCAUCCUAUCUUCUCUUACGCUGUGGAUGGUCAGCCUCGUGCCAUCUACUCGGUGGUGUCCAACACCGAGCGAUCCAGCUAUUUUAGCAUGUCCGUGGAAGGGCACACGUUCUACAGGCUCAACUACCCCCUCCGCCUGAACAGAUGGUAUCACACUUGUCAGAGUUGGAAUGGAAAGACAGGAGAGUGGCAGAUCUGGGUCAACGCCGAGCGCGUCGGCAGAGGGUUCCACAAUAGGUUGGUUGGACACACCAUUCCAGGCGGAGGUAUAGCCAUAACAGGUCAAGAGCAAAGCCAGUUAGGUGGAGGAUUCCAAGAAGGCAUUCACGCACCAAAAGGAUCUGGGGGCAUGCUUGGAGAAGUAACCAUGGUGCAACUCUACAGAGUCGCCUUGACGGCAGGAAAAGCCCACAAGGACCACAAACACCACCACGCGCACAAGUACGACCAUGACGGCAGGAUGAUCACCACCCCAGCUCCUACAACUCCCCGCAUCGUCUCAAGACUUCCCAUGCACCCCCUCCUAAGCGGCGGACAAAUCAAUCGCAACGUCAGAAUUAACUUAGCCGCGGGCCAGCAACAACCGCAGGUGAUUCCUGGUCAGAACUUCGACGCUCACUACAUAAACGGACAAUUUAUUGGAAGUCUCGUCUCUCAACAGUUGACUCAAGCACAAGGUGGCCCUCAGAGAUUCGGGUUCCAACCCCAGCCACAGCAAACUGCUGGAAAUUCCAAUUCAUUUCAAAACCAGUUCUUCGACACUGGGCUGGGUCAAGACACGCAAGUUCAAUUCCUCGACAACGGCCAUUCCAUCCUGGAGACGCAUAACCUGUUCAAGCGACAAGAUGGAGACACAGCUCAGCCAGAGGCAAAAUUCGGGGAUAAGAUCGUGGCGAAACGCGAUAGCGACACAAGUGAAGCCAAGCAGAAGAAGAGGGAGUUGUAUCUGUCCGGUGGAACCAUAUUUGACAACCAAUUCAUCGAUAAAGGAACCGACGAGUUCGAUCAAAGUCUGUUAUACGGCCUGGCGGGUGUUGGCCAGAACCAAGUGAUCUCUCAGCAGCAAAAGCAGACGGAAGACGAAAGGGAACCCGCCGAAGCUGAAGUUAAAGCAGUGCUGAAUAUAUGUACCGGUUGCGAUCCGGAACCUUUCGACAAGGCUUUGAUUUUCGGAUGGAGGACCGUGCCAAAAAAGCUGUAUUCAGGGGCUUUUUACACACCGGCAGUUCCCGAAUGCAGAGCAUUUUAACAUGCCAAUUCGAGUAUUGUAAAUACAUCUCCUCAUCGUCAUCCUUCACCCCAUCUCCAUCUCGAUUAUAGUAUUAUUGUUUGUUACUUUUGUAUUUAAUGCUGAUAAUUAUUUCCGCUAAAACAUAUUUAUGAUAAUUUUAAGGUAGUUAUUUUUUUUAAAUAAAUUAAGUAUGAAAGUAAAGAAA
Anoplophora glabripennis (Asian longhorned beetle) is the source of this 1927-nucleotide messenger RNA. RefSeq lists its product as uncharacterized. The coding region runs from base 184 to 1740 and encodes 518 amino acids. NCBI's taxonomy places the organism in Eukaryota, Metazoa, Arthropoda, Insecta, Coleoptera, Cerambycidae. The record is from RefSeq and is a predicted model, not a curated record. The transcript is spliced from 6 exons.